This is a messenger RNA of Striga asiatica, 2455 nucleotides long. Lineage: Eukaryota; Viridiplantae; Streptophyta; Magnoliopsida; Lamiales; Orobanchaceae. The record is from the annotation of a GenBank genome assembly.
CCUAAAGCUAAAUGUAAUAAAAAUAUAAAAUGCUGCCACCUCCACCAAAGCCAAAUUCGGUAUUUUUGCAUAGCAUAAUUCAACACCAACAACGAAAACCCCUCAAACCCUAGCCACAAACUUUUCACCUUCGACAAAGGAAAGCUCACACACGAAUCGUAAUCAAAGGCAGCUGUAUCUACAAAUUUUGCUGGCAAAAAAUGGUGCCAGUCAAAUUUCUGGCAAAAUCACGGCCGUUGAUCAGGUCGACGAACAUCAGAUUCAUCUCCACAUUCUUUCACCUCCGGCAGGAAUCACAGCUGCCGGAGCCUCCCCCGCCGCGUCUGCCUCCGCCGUCAUUUACUGCUCCUGGCAGCUGGGGAAGCAAUUUCUCAUCCACUUCUCCGGGCGUCUCUGCGGCUCAGAUUCCGAUCAGCCUCGGAUUUCUACGAAUGAACUCGCGGGCGGAGGUGCAAAUGAUGUCGCAGACGUUCAACACUAAGGAUUUAAUGGAUCAGUUCGCGAAAUGGAUGACGUCACUUAGGUGGGCGGAUGUGAAGGAGCUAUUUGAGCUCUGGGUUAAGGCUUUGGAUAGCAGUGGGAAGCCAAACAAACCUGAUGUUAACAUUUACAAUCAGUAUCUGCAGGCGAAUUUGUUGUUGGGGGCAUCUGUGAGUGAAAUGCUCAAUCUCGUGGCCCAAAUGGACGAUUAUGGGUUAUUGCCUAAUACGGCUUCGUUCAACCUUGUUCUCAAGGCUAUGCUGCAGGCUGGGACAUCUCAGGCUGCUGAGACGCUGAUCCAAAGUUUUGUGGGAGACAUUUUUUUCUGCUCAAACAUGAGUAAAUUUCUCACAGUACUUAUUUUGAUGGGCAAGUAUUACUUCAUUGACGUCAGGAUGCUUCAGAUAGGAAAAGAAUAUGAGAAAUCUCUACCUGAUGGCGAGUCUUAUGACUUGAUAAUUGCCUUGCUACUCUCCACAAACCAGAUUAAUGCUGUCCUCAAGUACAUAGAUUUGACGUUGGCAUCGGGAUACGAACUUUCGGCAAAAUCAUUCAUUGGAUGUAUCCAGAGGUGUGUUAACAACGGGAGGCUGGAUACACUGAAAAUGGAUCAGAACAAAUCUUUAUGUCCUCCUUGGUACAUAUGCAAUUACAUUGCUGAUGUUGCCAUGCGGGCAGAUAACAAUGAUUUGGCUUAUUAUGCGCUCAUGUUCUUUGCAAACUGGAUCACGCGAGGGGAAAACGCAGACCCUGCAGUUUUAUUGUCUGUAAAUGAAGGGUUAGUUGUAUCUGCACUUGGGACUGCUGGUAGGACGUUCAAUUCUACCCUUUUGGAGGGUUCGUGGGCCAUACUGAAGAGAUCAUUGAGGCAAAAGACGGUUCCUAGCCCUGCAUCUUACCUUGCAAAAAUACAUGCUUAUGCGAAUAUGGGGAACUUGAAGCAGGCUUUUAGCACCCUUCAAGAACUCGAGGAGGUUCAUGGAAAUUGUAGUCAGGAAGAUGAGGAAGGUCUUUUCUCUCCUUUUUAUUCUUUGAGCCCUCUGGUGGUUGCCUGCGCAAGGGAUGGUUUCAGAACUUUAGAUAUGGUUUACCACCAGCUGGAGAUUUUAACUCGAAAUGAUCCUCCAUACAAAUCCAUUGCCGCUCUAAAUUGUGUAAUUCUAGGCUGUGCAAACAUUUGGGAUCUUGAUCGUGCUUACCAGACAUUUAAUGCCAUUACGGCCAUUUUCGGUUUGACCCCGAACUUGCACUCUUACAAUGCCCUGUUAUUUGCCUUUGGGAAGCUUAGCAAGAGAGAUGAAGCUGUAAAAGUAUUUGAGCACUUUGUUGGGUUAGGCGUGAAACCAAAUAUGACUACGUAUUCUCUACUCAUUGAUGCUCAUCUUUCAGUUCGGGACCCCAAGUCUGCUCUGGCCGUGAUUGACGACAUGAUACAUGCUGGGCAUGAACCCUCGAAAGAAAUGCUUAAAAAGAUUCGAAGGCGGUGUGUCCGUGAGAUGGAUUAUGCAUCUGACGAUAAAGUCGAGACUUUGGCAAAACAAUUCAAAAUCCGGAUGGGUACAGAGGUUCGCCGUGACCUGCUGUUUAGUUUUCAGUACAGCACGGAUUAUUCAUGAGGCAGUAGUUCUUUUUUUUUCUUCUUAUUUGGAUAAUUUUAUCAGUAGAAAUGAAUUCCUCCCCUCCAUUUGCUUUGGAUUAGCUGUUAUUGAUUAAUGUUGUUUGUAGAGUUUUUAACAGUAAAAUCCCGUUGAGAAGUUGUUUCAAAUAUGGGUUCGUCACUUAAGAUUAUAGAGGUAUUUUUCUGUGUUUUGCAAAUUCCUAGUUGCAAGUAUACGUGGCCAGGGGCCUAGUCCGAAGUUGAACCCCUGUAAUGGACAGGCUUGUUUUGGGCCCUGAUAAAUUAGUUACCGAUAUGUCAGUUUUGGGCCAGGCCGGACUCGGAACAGGAUGGCCCACUAUCUGUCAAAUUUUAAAA